CCCUCCUGUCGUCCUGAUUACCUUUUUUCUCUUGCAGGUGACAGAAUGAUGCCGGCAAGACCUCCUGAUCCGUCUUUUCAUGGGGGCAGAAGGGAAGCAGCGGCUGUGGAACCAGAUCAGGGUCCAGUGUGCUUUGAAGAUGUUGCUGUUCGUUUCACGGACAAAGAGUGGGCGUUACUGGAUCCUGACCAGAGAGCUCUGCAUAAGGAGGUCAUGGAGGAGAAUUGUGGGAUUGUGGCCUCUCUUGAUUGUGAUGAUGAAUUGGAAAUCGAGAACAAAGGAGACCAUGACAAAAUCCUCAGAGAGGAGAAGCCACGUAAAAAUUUGGAGUGUAGAGAAAGCUGCAGUCAGAGCUCCCAUUCCACUUCCCAUCAAGAAACUCUCAUUGGAAAGGAACUCUAUCAGUGUGUGGAAUGUGGAAAGAGCUUCAGUCAGAAUUCCUCUCUUACUUCCCAUCAAAGAAUUCAUACAGGGGAGAAACCCCAUCAGUGCGUGGAAUGUGGAAAGAGCUUCAGUAAGAACUCCCAUCUCACUACCCAUCAAAGAAUUCAUACAGGGGAGAAACCCUAUCAAUGUGUGGAAUGUGGAAAGAGCUUCACUGAGAGGUCCCAUCUCACUUGCCAUCAAAGAAUUCAUACAGGGGAGAAACCCUAUCAGUGUGUGGAAUGUGGAAAGAGCUUCAGUCGGAGCUCCUCUCUCACUUCCCAUCAAAGAAUUCAUACAGGGGAGAAACCCUAUCAAUGUGUGGAAUGUGGAAAGAGCUUCAGUAAGAACUCCUCUCUCACUUCCCAUCAAAUAAUUCAUACAGGGAAGAAGCCCUAUCAUUGCUUUGAAUGUGGAAAGAGCUUCAGUCAGAGCUCCAGUCUCUCUUGCCAUCAAAGAAUUCAUACAGGGGAGAAACCCUAUAAGUGUGUGGAAUGUGGAAAGAGCUUCAGUCGGAGCUCCUAUCUCACUUCCCAUCAAAUAAUUCAUACAGGGAAGAAACCCUAUCAUUGCUUUGAAUGUGGAAAGAGCUUCAGUCAGAGCUCGAAUCUCUCUUCCCAUCAAAGAAUUCAUACAGGGGAGAAACCCUAUCAGUGUGUGGCAUGUGGAAAGAGCUUCAGUCAGAGCUCCCAACUCACUUGCCAUCAAAGAAUUCAUACAGGGGAGAAACCCUAUCAGUGUGUGGAAUGUGGAAAGAGCUUCAGUAAGAACUCCUCUCUCACUUCCCAUCAAAUAAUUCAUACAGGGAAGAAACCCUAUCAUUGCUUUGAAUGUGGAAAGAGCUUCACUCAGAGCUCCAAUCUCUCUUCCCAUCAAAGAAUUCAUACAGGGGAGAAACCCUAUCAAUGUGUGGAAUGUGGAAAGAGCUUCAGUAAGAACUCCUCUCUCACUUCCCAUCAAAUAAUUCAUACAGGGAAGAAACCCUAUCAUUGCUUUGAAUGUGGAAAGAGCUUCACUCAGAGCUCCAAUCUCUCUUGCCAUCAAAGAAGUCAUACAGGGGAGAAACCCUAUCAGUGUGUGGAAUGUGGAAAGAGCUUCCGUUGGUGCGCAGAUCUCACAUGCCAUCAAAGAAGUCAUACAGGGGAGAAACCCUAUCAGUGCCUUGAAUGUGGAAAGAGCUUCAGUCGGAGCUCUUAUCUCACUUCCCAUAAAAGAAUCCAUACUAAUGAAAAACUCUAUCAGUGCAUGGAAUGUGGAAAGAGCUUCAGUCGGAGCAACUCUCUCAUUUCCCAUCAAAUAAUUCAUACAGGGGAGAAACCCUAUCAGUGUGUGGAAUGUGGAAAGAGCUUCAGUCAGAGCGCCAAUCUCACUUCCCAUCAAAGAAUUCAUACAGGGGAGAAACCCUAUCAGUGCAUGGAAUGUGGAAAGAGCUUCAGUCGGAGCAACUCUCUCAUUUCCCAUCAAAGAAUUCAUACAGGGGAGAAACCCUAUCAGUGUGCGGAAUGUGGAAAGAGCUUCAGUCACAGCCACAAUCUCACUUCCCAUCAAAUAAUUCAUACAGGGGAGAAACCAUAUCUGUGUGUGGAAUGUGGAAAGAGCUUCAGUAAGAACUCCUCUCUCACUUUCCAUCAAAAAAUUCAUACAGGGGAGAAACCCUAUCAGUGUGUGAAAUGUGGAAAGAGCUUCAGUGGGAGCGACUCUCUCACUUCCCAUCAAAUAAUUCAUACAGGGGAGAAACCAUAUCAGUGUGUGGAAUGUGGACAGAGUUUCAGUCGAAGCUCCCAUCUCACUUCGCAUCAAAGAAUUCAUACAGGGGAGAAACCCUAUCAGUGUGUGGAAUGUGGAAAGAGCUUCAGUCACAACCACAGUCUCACUUCCCAUCAAAGAAUUCAUACAGGGGAGAAACCAUAUCAGUGUGUGGAAUGUGGAAAGAGCUUCAGUCAAAGUUCCCAUCUCACUUCCCAUCAAAGAAUUCAUACAGGGGAGAAACCAUAUCAGUGUGUGGAAUGUGGAAAGAGCUUCAAUCACAGCCACAAUCUCACUUCCCAUCAAAGAAUUCAUACAGGAGAUAAACCAUAUCAGUGUGUGGAAUGUGGAAAGAGCUUCAGUCACAACCGCAGUCUCACUUCCCAUCAAAGAAUUCAUACAAAGCUUGGAAAAACCAUUAUACACCUUUAGGAGCCAGGCAA
This is a messenger RNA of Zootoca vivipara (common lizard), 2612 nucleotides long. The record is from RefSeq and is a predicted model, not a curated record. Lineage: Eukaryota; Metazoa; Chordata; Lepidosauria; Squamata; Lacertidae.